AGGGAUUAAUCGAAAAGGUCAAAAAGAAUAAGCCUAUCACACUGUUCUUUUCAGCUAAUAAGAAGAGAAUAAAAACUGAUGAUGAUGAAGAUGAUGAUGAUAGUCAUCAACAUAAGAAGAUCAAGAAAGAGGAUGCCAACGAAUAUGCUAAAGCUACAGAACAUAAGGAUAGUAAAGUGAAACGUGAGGUUGAACAAUAAGACAUUAAUAUUGAAUAGGUACUAUUGGACUACUAAUGCACCAUUGCAACACAACAGAACACUCUUUAGUCUACUAUUCUUUCUAUAUAGUACUCUAUAACUCAGUGACUUAUAUUAUCUGACUAUCGCUAUACUUAAUUAAAGGACGUGUACUUUUCACAAUUCCUAUAGUGAAAAAAAAUUGUACCAAUUGAAAAAAAAAGUUUUGAACAAUUUUAAUCACCACUAAUCCAGAAGGUGACACUAUCUGAUCCAAACAUGAGUAUAUCUAAAAAGGGCAGUGUGGCUUUGAGAUGCCUUGAACAGAUUCGUCAUAAUUCUUCAAAGGCUACACCUUUGUAUUUAAAUCCUCAUGCCUGGAAGGGAUUACCAGCCGAUCAAAUCUUUGAACUUCAUAACUUAAGAAAGAAUAGUAUGGGUGAAAAAUAUAAUCCUAGUGAUGAAGAAAGAAAUGCUAUUCUUUCAACCAUUAGUUCAUUGGUUAAAGGUCAACCUGAAUUAGACUAUACAUAUGCUAUUGAUGGAUUUAAAGAAAGAUUUAUGAAUAAUACACCUCUGAGAUUAAAAGGUUUACCUAAGAAGAGAAGUAAUGUUUAUGUUAUAGAUGAAGGAGCAACUCCUCAUGAAAAGAGAAGAAUUGAACAUUUAACUAGAAUUAGUGCUUAUGAAAUGCCGUUAUUGGCUAAAUUCCGUCAGCCUUAUAAUGCACCUAAACCAACUGAAAGUCCAAUAAAAUUAACUUAUCAAACAGAUUUUGGGGACGAAACUUCAAAUAAAUUUAAUAGAACAGUAGUAUUAAAAGUAGAUUUGAAUAAUUUAGGACUUGAUGAAAAAGCUCAACAUAAUUUCAAAGUAUUAGCUGGUAAUAAAUUUAAUAUUGAUACUAAUAUUUUCACUUACAAAUCUCAUCAAUAUCCUGAAGCUGCUCAAAAUGCUAGAUACUUGGUUGAUACUUUAAAUAAAUUAAUUAAACAUUCAAAAGAGUCAGAUUUCACAGAUAUUCCAAUAGAUUCACGUCAUAUGAAACGUACUCAUAAAAAUGCACCAGAACCAGAAUUCCCAGAAAGCUGGAAGAGACCUCAAGAUGCUCCAAUUGCUAAACAUAAGAUAGUCAAUAAACUUGUUGAACUUGUUAAGGAAAAGAAGGAUGAAAAGUACGUAGCUGAAUUCAGUCCAUAAACAUAAACAUAACCAUAAACAUAAAUAUCUAUAGUUAUUUAUAGUGUACACUUGUAUAUAUAAUGCCA
Messenger RNA from Scheffersomyces amazonensis, 1447 nucleotides. Its product is annotated as mitochondrial 37S ribosomal protein mS35. Gene Ontology annotation, cellular component: mitochondrial small ribosomal subunit. The transcript has a single exon. Lineage: Eukaryota; Fungi; Ascomycota; Pichiomycetes; Serinales; Debaryomycetaceae. Gene Ontology annotation, molecular function: structural constituent of ribosome. Gene Ontology annotation, biological process: mitochondrial translation. The coding region runs from base 459 to 1379 and encodes 306 amino acids. The record is from RefSeq and is a predicted model, not a curated record.